AUGCCACCGAGACAUGCACAUCGUGGUGGACAUUAUCUACCGAUACCUAUUUCAUCAUCUUCAGACUCCUCGCCGUCAUCUACUCCGGCACCACUUCUGACUCCUAGCUUUGAGGCUACACCUUCAGGCUCUAGCUUUGAGACUGACCCGUCUGAAGGGUCAUAUGAUCAGACACCAGAGCACAUUCCUUUGUCUCCAGACCCAUACUUUAUGGACAUCGAGGUGGAUGUGGUACACGAUAGUCCAGUGCAUGGAGAUCAUCCCGCAGCUCCUGCAUCUCCUGCCGCUGAUAUUCCACCAGCUCCUGCCGCUCAUAUUCCACCGGCCCCUGCCGCACCUAUUCCGGCAGCACAACCUCAACCAGCGCCAACAGAUCCAGCUAUGAUAGCACUUCUGGAACUGAUGGCUGAGAUGGUGAAUUCGCAAUAUCAAGCAUUGAAUGCACAGCGAGAAGCACAGCGUGCUCAGCCAGCUCCAGUACCUACCACUUCUCACCCGGACUUCCUGAAGAUAGUCAUGAUUAUGAAGAACUUGGGGACGAAGCAUUACCAGGGAGGCACUGAUCCCUUUAAAGCUGAUGCGUGGCUUCACAAUCUCGAGCAGAACUUUGUUGCAACCUCCUCAGCCGCAUUCUGCUAUGCAGCGAGGACGAGGAGGUAG
Messenger RNA from Brassica rapa (field mustard), 660 nucleotides. Its product is annotated as oleosin-B6-like. Lineage: Eukaryota; Viridiplantae; Streptophyta; Magnoliopsida; Brassicales; Brassicaceae. The record is from RefSeq and is a predicted model, not a curated record.